Molecule: messenger RNA, 4635 nt
Organism: Cordyceps fumosorosea ARSEF 2679
Lineage: Eukaryota; Fungi; Ascomycota; Sordariomycetes; Hypocreales; Cordycipitaceae
Product: ABC transporter, transmembrane domain, type 1
Exons: 13
Coding region: 1-4635 (1544 amino acids)
Biological process (GO): transmembrane transport
Cellular component (GO): membrane
Molecular function (GO): ABC-type transporter activity; ATP binding; ATP hydrolysis activity
Source: RefSeq, a predicted model, not a curated record
AUGCCGACUGCAGGCGAUGACCAGGCGUUUGGGCCGCAGCACGCAACUUCGUUUGACUUUACUCUAAAAUUUGAGCAGACCGCUCUCGGGAUCUUACCUACUGGCUUGCUAAUUGCCGCGGCUCCCUUGUUUGUUUACGUUUGCAAACGACGACCUGCGUGUGCUCGUGCGGGAAUCACUCUGUGGAUCAAGCUGGCUGCCACGCUGCUGCUUUUUGCCUUGGAGAUUUCUAGCCUUAUAUUGUACUGCAAAACCCCCUCCAUUAGAUCCGAUACCGCGCUCGCCGCCGCUUCCGUGUCCUCCGUCGCCAGCUUCACCAUUAUCAUUCUCAUUGUUGUUGAGCACCGCUUUACAUUGCGACCAACCUCGCUUCUAAGCCUCUAUAUUCUGUUGAGCCUCGCCCUUGAUAUAGUCAAAAGCCGCUCCUACUUUCUGAGGCAUGGCCUAGGCACUCUGGGUGGCCUGUCCGCCGCUGCAGCUGCUGUCAAAGCUGGCAUUAUCGGCGUGCAGGAAGUUCCCAAGACGACUCUUCUGCUAGACGAAGGCCUGAGACGACACGCCAGUAAAGAAUCAACCAGUGGCUUCUGGAGUCGGAGCGUCUUUGCUUGGCUUCAUCCUAUUUUUUCUGUCGGGUUUCGCCAAACACUGAGCCUCCAAGACUUGGAGCCUUUGGACACGGAUUUGUCGACGCGGCCGCUGUUCGAAAAGUUUAGCCCUCACUGGGAUACAAGGAAAACUCGUUCGUCCAACGGCAGCCUCGUUAUCGCUUGCUUCGCUACUUUGUGGCGGCCAUUUUGUGCUGUCAUUCUCCCCCGACUUCUUUAUUCAGGCUUGACCUUCGCCCAGCCAUUUCUCCUGCAGCGCAUUCUGGAUUAUGUGCAGAGGAGACAGGCUCAAGAAUACGCUCGAGUCGGCCUCAUUGCUGCUUCCGGCCUCGUAUUUGGGGCUAGAGGGCUUGCGAGAGCGGCCUAUAUGCAUGCCAAUUAUCGUUGCGUCACUGCCGUUCGUGCUGUUCUCAUCGCGGCCAUGGCGGAUAAGCAGCUUCGUCUUACGCGAGCCGAGGCAAAAAAAUCGGCGAUUUCCACGUUAAUGACCGCCGAUGUCGAAGGGAUUGAACAAAGUCUGCCAGACGUUCAUGAUCUUUGGAGCUACUUGCUCGAUAUUUCUUUUGGACUAUUUCUCCUCUACAAGUUUAUUGGAUUAGCAUCUCUGACUGUUUUUGGUCCUUUCGUUUUUUCAAUCCUUUAUGGAAUCGUGGUUGGCAAUUGGUCCGGGAAAGCACUGGCGACUUGGAACGCGAGCAUCGAAUCCAGAGUGUCCAACCUAUCAAUCAUUCUAUCGCAGCAAAUUCCCAUUCGAAUGAUGGGUCUGGGCCCUAUGGUUUCUAAAUAUGCUCAAAAACUGCGCGAAACAGAGAUGGACUGCUCACGACGGUUUCGUGUGUGUACGACAACUACGAUGACGGGAGCAUUGGCGAUAGAGGCACUCACCCCAGUCAUCAUUCUGGCUGCGGCCCUUUUUUGGACACGAUUCGAUAAUGGAUUCACCGCGUAUGUGGCCUUCCCGACCCUAUCGCUGAUCGCGAUUGUUCAAAUGCCACUCUUCUACUUGGUAGACACCUAUACCAGUCUCCCAAAGAUUUGGGAAUGCAUGAAACGCAUUCAAAACUACUUGCAGCUUCCUGAAUGGAUAGACAGGCGCCAACACCACGAUGGCGACGUCCUUCAACUGAAAGAACACCAACAAACUGAUGCACACCAUUUACGAGACGAAGGAGAAGACGGCGGUGAAGCCGAGUCUAGGCAAAUGAGUGAUGAGGAGUUUUAUCAGGAGAAAAGCGAAGAGGCCGUUGUUGAGCUGAAGGAUGCUUGGGUCGGGCCAGCCGGUCAACCCGUGGCAAUCUUGCAGGGCAUUAAUCUGCGGAUUUUGCGAUCCAGAAUUAUUGCACUAAUUGGAUCGAUUAGCUGUGGAAAGUCAACAUUUCUUCAAACCUUGAUCGGAGAGGGUACAAUUCUGCAUGGCGCUGUCAUCGUUGCCAAGCUAAAAUGGGCAUUUUGCGACCAAAGUCCUUACCUGACCAAUGCCAGCAUCAGAGACAACAUCAUUGGACCGAACACCUAUGAUCAGAAAUGGUAUCAUUCUGUCGUCGGAGCCUGCCAACUUUUGGAUGACUUUGGUCAACUCGCCGCUAGUGAUAAGACGGUAGUUGGCAGCGAUGGCAUGAACUUGAGUGUUGGCCAACGGCAUCGAGUUGCGCUGGCCCGAGCUGUCUACACCAGGGCCGAUAUCGUGAUCGUGGAUGAUAUUUUCGGAUCUCAGGAUCAAAUAACGGCACGAGCUAUCAUAAAAAGACUACUGGGACCCGAUGGCCUGCUCAGGCGGUUGAAGACGACUGUCGUUUUCGCCACGCACCUAGGCAUUGCUCUGGAUGUCGCUGACGAGCUGUUUCAGAUUCACAACACCAAGAUCCUUCACUAUAAAGAGGAACUCAAAAAUGACGUCUUGAAAGAGUGCUUAGUUGAUGCAAUGGGGUUGACAAAACAAAUGGCGGAGAACUUGAAAGCCACCAAGGCAACCUCGACUGGCCCCCCAGCGAGCAAGCCUGAAGCCGACAUUCAUACGCAACCCGAAGAUGAAGCUGCUGAGGACUUGGUUCGAACGAGAGGGGAGUUUGGCCUCUAUCGAUUUUAUUUUGGAUCGUUUGCGAAGGCGCGGGUUUUCGUAUGGGUUACUUCCAUGCUCAUCGUGGUAUUCUGCGACAAUUUUCCCAACGGUUAUGUCCGAAUAUGGGUGGAAUACGGCCCCAACAACAAUCUCUAUCUGAUCGGAUUUGCUUUGAUUGCCUUUGCGCGAGUCACGCUUGGACUUUGGAGUCAGAGACUUUUCUACCUCCGAAUUCUUCCUGAAUCCGGCGCAAGACUUCAUCAACUGCUUUUGGAUGCGUCAAUGAAUGCCACGUACAACUUCAUCUGCACUGUUGAUAGUGGAUCGCUGCUCAAUCGAUUCAGUCAAGACAUGAGCCUAGUUGUCCAGACGCUGCCAAUUGCCAUGUACAGAUUCAUUUUCAUGUUGUACUCUUCCUUUAUAAGUAUAGGGUUUGUGAUGGCCGCGUCAUCAUAUGCGACAAUCGCUCUACCUAUUAUCGUGGCUGCCAUAUAUUUCAUCCAGAAGUACUACUUACGCACAUCUAGACAACUUCGCUACCUUGAUCUAGAGUCCAAGACACCCUUGUUCGUACGUUUCAAGGAGACUGCGAACGGCUUGCACCACAUCAGGAGUUUUGGGUGGCUAUCAACCCAGCUUGAGAAGAAUCUUGUUCUUUUGGAUGCAUCUCAAAGAGCGUAUUACCACAUGUUUUGUGUUCAGCGCUGGCUCAACUUGGUCUUGGACCUGUUGGUUGCUGUUGUGGCCGUCUUCGUCGUCAGCAUCGCGCUCUAUGUCAAGAGCUCAAGCUCUCCAGCGGCGAUGGGUCUGGCAUACUUGACACUAAUCGAUUUUGGGGGAACUCUCACGAUCGCUGUGAAAAGAUGGACAGAAAUGGAGAUCGCACUGGGGUCCAUCGCUCGAUCCAAGUCUUUCGUGCAAGAUACGCCGCAGGAAAAGGACGGCCCCGACUGCAGUCUGCCCAAAGAUUGGCCGCGGCGCGGGGAGAUCGAGUUCAAGAAUGUAACGGCCGGGUACAACGCGGAUUCAGUUCUUACCGAUAUCUCAUUUACGAUCUUGAGCGGCGACAAGGUGGCCAUCACGGGCAGAUCCGGGAGCGGUAAAAGCUCUCUGCUAGUGACAUUGCUUAACUUUCUUGACUAUUCUGGUUCUAUACGUAUCGAUGGCGUCGACAUCAGUCAAGUCCCGCGGCAGGCACUGAGGGAGCGGAUUACGACUAUUUCACAGACGCCUGUUAUUCUUGAUGGCUCUGUCCGAUCCAACCUGGUCCCCUUUGUCGAUUCAGGCUUCCCCGAGUCCAUAAUCAAGACUACAUUGAGACAACUGGGAUUAUGGGAGGUUAUCCGGUCAAGGGGUGGGCUGGACCAGGACAUCCAAGAAGCAGGGUUGUCGGCGGCCCAGCAGCAGCUACUAUGUAUUGCACGGGCAUUGCUGCACCAUGUGCAAACGGACAGCAAGAUUAUCUUGCUGGAUGAGGUCACGGCUUCGUUGAGUACGGCGUCGACUCUCGAGGUGCAGCGCAUUUUCGUGGAUGCUUUUCAAGGGUGCACAGUGCUGAACAUUGCGCACUGGGAUUCGCCUAUACAAAAGCCCGAUCUCAAGCUCAACAUUGUCAACGGCAAGCUUGCUUCUGCAUGGAGAAGCGCCUUCGAGCCUGUUGACGAAGAAACGAUCGAGAGGGAUAUGGAGCAGGCGGAGCGUUGCAUGGAGGAGGUUCGCCGACUCAGGCUGAAGGAAGAUGCUGAACAGCGCCAGCUUCUGGCGCGGGAGCGGGCAUUUGAGGAGAUGGUGGGAAUGGAACUCGUGGGAUCGGAUUGCAUGGCACCUGGCGGACAGUCUUCGACCGCUGCUCAGUCUCCCGCUCUUCUGAACGCAAGCGGUUGCCCUUUGGCGCCGGGGUGUCAAGCCAUGAUAUGCGAUGUAAAUGCGGUGGAUGACCAGGAGGACUUUGGAGGUGGAAGGGAACAGUGA